AUGGGUCCGCAGUUCACACGCCAGCUUCACGGCCAACUUCCCCGAAACCGAUGCCAUGGGUUUGAACAACUCCGCGUCUGUGGUCGGACGGCUACUCUUCUAUUACACGGAUACACUGUGAUAAUCAAGACUACCACGGCGGACAAGCAGCAUCUCAAUCAAGUAGAGGCAGACAAUUAUCGUUAUCUCAGAAGCCUGCAGGGAAAAUAUAUCCCUGUCUGUCUUGGGACAUUCACGCCACGGGUCUCAUAUUGGUACCGCGGCGAACUAAUGGAGAAGAUGAUGAUCCUGAGCUGGUUGGGAUGGAGGCCUCAGCACGUCAACGAUGAGAAGUCGGAUUUCUUCCACCUGGAGCGCGAGAAAACCCUGGCUGUGCUCCGGUCGCAUGGAGUGGUCUAUGGCUACAGUGAGUGGCGCAAUAUGUUGUGGGAUGACCUAGGUAGCCGUUUGAUUGUUAUUGACUUGGAGGACGUGAAAUGGUUGAAGCGCCCUCGUGCCCUUGAACUAAUGUCUGGAAAUGCACGGCUUGGUCAUCGCGCGAAGGUGGGAAAAUCCAGGCGAAAACUCUUGUCCAGCUCAACCGCUGUUUGCACAUGA
This is a messenger RNA of Penicillium brevicompactum, 597 nucleotides long. RefSeq lists its product as uncharacterized. Bases 1 to 597 code for a protein of 198 amino acids. Lineage: Eukaryota; Fungi; Ascomycota; Eurotiomycetes; Eurotiales; Aspergillaceae. The transcript has 2 exons. The record is from RefSeq and is a predicted model, not a curated record.